This is a messenger RNA of Sphaerodactylus townsendi, 1493 nucleotides long. RefSeq names its product POU class 3 homeobox 3 (gene POU3F3). Bases 8 to 1366 code for a protein of 452 amino acids. NCBI's taxonomy places the organism in Eukaryota, Metazoa, Chordata, Lepidosauria, Squamata, Sphaerodactylidae. The transcript has a single exon. Gene Ontology annotation, molecular function: RNA polymerase II cis-regulatory region sequence-specific DNA binding; DNA-binding transcription factor activity, RNA polymerase II-specific. The record is from RefSeq and is a predicted model, not a curated record. Gene Ontology annotation, cellular component: nucleus. Gene Ontology annotation, biological process: regulation of transcription by RNA polymerase II; brain development.
GGCGGCCAUGGCCACGGCGGCGUCGAACCCCUACCUGGCCAGCAACAGCAUCCUGUCGGCCGGCUCCAUCGUGCACUCGGACUCGGGCAUGCAGCCGGGCAGCGUGGCCGUCACCUCGGUCUCGGGCGGCGUCUACCGGGGUGACCCGUCGUCGGUGAAGAUGGUCCAGAGCGACUUCAUGCAGGGAGCCAUGGCGGCCAGCAACGGCGGCCAUAUGCUGAGCCAUGCCCACCAGUGGGUCACCGCCCUGCCCCACGCCGCCGCUGCCGCCGCUGCCGCUGCAGCCGCCGCCGCCGCCGAGGCCGGCUCGCCCUGGUCCAGCAGCCCGGUGGGCAUGAGCGGCAGCCCCCAGCAGCAGCAGCAGUCCCAGCAGCAGCAACAGCAGCAGCAGCAGCAGCCCGACGUGAAGGGCGGCGGCGGGCGCGACGACCUGCACGGCGGCGGGGCGCUGCACCACCGGCCGCCGCCCCCCCACCUGGGCCCGCCGCACCAGGGCCACUGGGGGGCCGCGGCGGCCGCCCACCUACCCUCCAUGGCGGCCCAGCAGCAGCAGCAACAGCAGCAGCCGCUGCUCUACUCGCAGCCGGGCGGCUUCACGGUCAACGGCAUGCUGAGCCCGCCGCCAGGGAGCCAGAGCCUGGUGCACCCGGGCUUGGUGCGCGGCGACACGCCGGAGCUGGCCGAGCACCCGGGACACCACCAUCACCACCACCACCACCCGCACGCCCACCCGCACAUCCCCGGCGGCGGAGGCGGGCCCGGGCCCGGCGGGGGGCUCAACAGCCACGACCCCCACUCGGACGAGGACACGCCGACCUCGGACGACCUGGAGCAGUUCGCCAAGCAGUUCAAACAGCGGCGCAUCAAGCUGGGCUUCACGCAGGCCGACGUGGGCCUGGCGCUGGGCACCCUGUACGGCAACGUCUUCUCGCAGACCACCAUCUGCCGCUUCGAGGCCCUGCAGCUGAGCUUCAAGAACAUGUGCAAGCUCAAGCCGCUGCUGAACAAGUGGCUGGAGGAGGCCGACUCCUCCACGGGCAGCCCCACCAGCAUCGACAAGAUCGCCGCGCAGGGCCGCAAGCGCAAGAAGCGGACCUCCAUCGAGGUGAGUGUCAAGGGGGCCUUGGAGAGCCACUUUCUGAAAUGCCCCAAGCCCUCGGCCCAGGAGAUUACGAACCUAGCGGACAGCCUGCAGCUGGAAAAGGAGGUGGUCAGGGUAUGGUUUUGCAAUCGGAGGCAGAAAGAGAAACGGAUGACCCCCCCGGGGAUCCAGCAGCAGACGCCCGACGACGUCUACUCGCAGGUCGGCAACGUGAACUCCGACACGCCGCCCCCCCACCACGGACUCCAGGCCAGCGUGCAGUGAGCAGGCAGCCCCCCUCGGCCCCUGGGGAGAGCGGGGCUGAGAGCGGGGGCGGGGGUGGAAAGAGAGCCGGGGGGAGCACAGGAGAGAAGAGAGCAGCGUGGGGCGCAGGCCAGGCCAGGCGAGCCUU